Motacilla alba alba is the source of this 2504-nucleotide messenger RNA. RefSeq names its product transmembrane protein 144 (gene TMEM144). The transcript is spliced from 12 exons. Gene Ontology annotation, cellular component: membrane. NCBI's taxonomy places the organism in Eukaryota, Metazoa, Chordata, Aves, Passeriformes, Motacillidae. The coding region runs from base 831 to 2024 and encodes 397 amino acids. Gene Ontology annotation, biological process: carbohydrate transmembrane transport. Gene Ontology annotation, molecular function: carbohydrate transmembrane transporter activity. The record is from RefSeq and is a predicted model, not a curated record.
GCCCCUCUGCGAGCAGCCCCAUCCUGGAACCACGUCUGUGUUCUUGGGCAAGUGCUGCCAAAAUUCAGGUGCCUUUUCUGGAACACAGGUCCUGUGAGGACCAGCUGAGGGAGCUGGAGGUGUUUAGCCUGGAGGAGGUUCGGGAGACACCUUACUGCUCUCUACAAUGGAUGCUGUAGCCUGGUGGGGGUUGGCCUCUUCUCCCAGGCAACCAGCAACAGGAUGAGAGAGCACAGCCUCAAGGUCAGCUUGGGGAGGUUCAGGCUGGACAUUAGGAAGAAUUUCUUCACAGAAAACAUUGCUAUACGGAUUUGCACCUAGGGAGGUGGUGGAGUCACCGUCCCUGGAGGUGUUGAAGACUGGAGGUGACACAGAGAGCAAGUGAUUGAACACUGGAAUGAACAACAAGGACGUGGUGGAGUCACUGUUCCUGGAGGUGCUUAAGAAGGGAUGUGGCACUGAGUGCACUCCACGGCCCAGCUAGCAUUGUGGUCUUGGGUCACAGGCUGGACUCGAUGAUCUCCAGAAGUCUUUUCCAACCUGGUCGAUUCUGUGACUCUUCAGUUACGGUCACAGCACCACUGGCCUCUGGAGCCCACAGCUGCGCUUCCACAUAGGAGGGAACUGUCUCAUUCGCGCGCCUACGGCCGGGAGGACCAAAGGCGCUUUUAUCACGACAUGAGUGCAUUAAUUAAAGUUUUCUCUUAGCGACUCUUCCCCGCCAGACGGGAAACCACCAUGGCGGCGAGAAAACGGCAGCGAAAAACCACCAGCGGCUCGCCUCCGCCCCGCUCCCGGACGGGGAAGAAGAGGCCAGUGGGCAGGAGCGGAUGGAAGCAGGCGGAUGGAGGCGGGCCGAGGCGCGGGGCGGCGCCGGCGCGGGCGGGCGGCCGCGAUUCUGUCUGGACCUGCAGCAAAACUCCACAAAAAGGAACACCAACAGAACAAAGAUGAAUAUCGGGAAAGCUUACAGUGCUGCUAACAUCAGCAAUGGAACAGAUCUAGCUAUUGGCUUUACGUCUUCCACAGUAGCUGUCCUUCUGUUUGGGACAAACUUUGUGCCUGUCAAGAAAUUUGAUACUGGUGAUGGCAUGUUCUUCCAGUGGAUUCUCUGUGCCUCCAUAUGGAUAGUUUCUUUGGUGGUCAAUUUGAUCCAGAAUUGCCCCAGGUUUUGGCCCCUGGCUAUGGUUGGAGGUUUUGUGUGGGCUACAGGCAAUGUUACAGUUGUCCCUAUUGUUAAAACUAUUGGCUUAGCUCUUGGUCUUUUGAUAUGGGCUUCUUUUAAUUUGCUGACAGGCUGGGCAAGUUCAAGGUUUGGUUGGUUUGGUAUUGACCCAGAAGAGGUAUCAAGACCAAUCUUAAAUUAUAUUGGAGCUGGACUUUCACUUAUAAGUGCUGUCAUAUUUCUUUUUAUAAAAACUGAAGUCCAGAGUUCUUCAACUUCAUUAGAAAGUACACCUUUACUGAGAGAAAGUUCUAUAAAUGUUUCUGAAGAGGCCACUGACGACUCAUGGGUGAACAAACUUUCUCCAGCAAAAAGGAGACUCAUAGGCUGUAGCCUGGCUGUAGUGGCUGGAAUACUCUAUGGUUCCAGUUUUGUACCAGUACUUUACAUCAAGGACCAUGGAAGAAGAAAUGAAACUGUAUACACAGGAGCAAGUCAGUUUGAUUUAGAUUAUGUUUUUGCACACUUCAGUGGAAUAUUUCUUACAAGUACCAUCUACUUUUUGAUCUAUUGUGCAGUCAGGAAGAACAAACCUUAUGUUUAUCCCCAAGCUAUAUUGCCUGGGUUUGUUUCUGGUGUGCUUUGGGCAAUAGCCAAUUGCUGCUGGUUCCUGGCCAAUCACUAUCUCAGUGCUGUCGUCAGCUUUCCAAUAAUUACUGCAGGUCCUGGCCUUGUUGCUGCAAUGUGGGGAGUCCUUGUAUUCAAGGAAAUCAAGGGACUGAAAAACUACAUGUUACUGUCAGUAUCGUUUUGCAUCAUUUUGGCUGGAUCACUUUCCACAGCUUUUUCUAAAGUUUGAAAGGACCUACUGGACCAGUAGAUGGUGCUAGCGUUUAACACAAGUAGAAUGACCAUGUUGGUAGAUCACAAUACAUGAUAAUUUUCAAAAUGUAUGUCCAGCAUUUACACUAACUUACUUCAGCCAAGUGGAAAAUGAAAACAUUUGGCAUGAAAGAAAAUCUGGAAAUAUGUGUUCCUCUUUUUCUUGAAAUAAUAAGAAAAUCAAAGGACUUUAUUAAUCAAAGCUAAAUGAUUUUAUUGUUACUAAUUAUUUGGGGUUUUUUUUCAUUCAGGUGCUAAACUUCAUGUCAUCAUAAAUUGCAGUUUACUGUUGCGAUGGUGGAUAGUGAUUUUAAUUUUAAUCUAUAAUACUGUAUGUGUUUGUAAGCUGAUUUGUUUUAUUAAAACAUUUUUCUUACUGACUUAAAUAUAUCUUGAAAUAUUCCUUAUGAAACUGUUACACAUGAAGAUAAUAAAGCUUUUCUUUUAUUUAGAAGCA